Lates calcarifer (barramundi perch) is the source of this 3970-nucleotide messenger RNA. Its product is annotated as MICAL-like protein 1. The transcript is spliced from 15 exons. Bases 493 to 2982 code for a protein of 829 amino acids. The record is from RefSeq and is a predicted model, not a curated record. Lineage: Eukaryota; Metazoa; Chordata; Actinopteri; Centropomidae. Gene Ontology annotation, molecular function: protein binding.
UAUUGUGCAUUUCAGUCAGUGUGGACCACAGCAAGGACAGCUACUGCAAGUAACGGGAUUCGAUUUAAAUUUACAGUCCUUGAAACAAGUCGAUCAGAAGUCUUCGAAGCACUGCAUGUGUUUGAACGCCACUUCAGCACAUCCAGGAGCUCGCUGGUGGUUUGUGGUGAAAGUUAAAGUGUGUUGCUGUGACUAAUGGGAACGUUAGAGACUUUAGUUGUGGCUGGAAACACGUAGCACUGUAAAAUCGUCUAAAAUUCGUGGAUACCUUCGUUUUUAAUCAUACAAAACAAUCUAAGAGGGAGAACAAGGCGACUUCCUUCCUGCUGCUUCAUCAACUCGAUGCACACGUUUGGCCGCAGGUUCUCUGCAACAAAAAAAGUAGCUGCGAGGGUAGAGGAUGCUCGUUUCCUGUUUUCUCCACAAAGCCAAAUCCGCCUAGUUUCAUUUGAUCUGCUCUAACUUAUUAAGUGCCAUGUUCACCCAGCCCUUAUGUCUGAUCUCACACAAGAAAUGGCAUCAACGAAGACUUUACGAGAGUGGUGCCGCGUCACAUGCGCUCAUUACCCCAACGUGGGAAUAAAGAACAUGUCAACUUCAUUCAGAGAUGGACUCGCAUUUUGUGCCAUCAUCCAUAAACACCGACCUGACCUGAUAGAUUUUAGCUCCCUCUCCAAAGAUAAUGUUUAUCAAAAUAACAAGCUGGCGUUUGAGGUUGCAGAAACGAAACUGGGCAUCCCUGCGAUGCUGGACCCAAAGGAAAUGGUUUCUGCCAAGGUGCCCGACUGUUUGAGCGUCAUCACCUACCUGUCACAGUACUACUCCUACUUCAACAGGAAAUCUUAUGCAGGUCCUACCAGUCCUGAUGGCAUGAAACCCCUGAAGAGCUCGUCUCAUCUGGAAACCGGCACAGAUGGUUUAUCCAACACAAGGCCACGAACAGCGUGUAAUUUGUGUUUCAGGCCCGUCCACCUCAUACAGAGACAUCUGAUUGACGGAAAGAUCUACCAUCGCAGCUGCUUCAGGUGCACAGUGUGUCACAGCACUCUUUUACCAGAGUGUUACACACAGGGAAGUGAUGCUGGCUCCUUGAUCUGCACUCACCAUAUAACAGACAGUAAAAGUUCUAAGAAUCAUCCCAAAUGUAAGUUUCAGGCAGGUUAUUUCUAUUCUCUUGAUGGACUGGCUAUCACCGCCGUCCCUCAUUACACUAAGAAAACAGAGUCACGGGAUAGACUUGUUUGUAAAACACCAGAGAGGGAAGAGAAAGAAGGGGAGGAGAGGAGCAGAGAAGUGAGAGACAGAGAAAACAGAGACUCAGCUGCUGAACUGAAGAGCGUGAUUAAGGAUCCAGGACCUCCUCAAUCUCCCCUACCCAGUGUUAAAGACAGGACAGUGGAAGAGGCUCUGGUAGACGGCGGGAUACUUCAAGAAGUGACGACUCAGCAGACCCCUGAGCUCUCUUCCCCACACGCACAAGUGACAGAGGGAAGUGGUCGGCCCAUUCCAGAGCCCAGGGGGAUGUCAGACUCUCCUGCUGCCCCUGCUCCUGCUGCAGGCAAUUCAUCCAUCCACAGCACAUCUCCUCUCAAUUCAUCUCGCAGCACCAGCCCAACCAGUGGUCGCCCUAAAGUGAAAACUAAACAUCCAUGGUUGACCAUUAUCCAUCCCGGACCCUGGACACAGCUGCCUCCCGCUCCAGCCCCAGUACCCACUCCUCGAUCCAAAGCUGUCUAUUACCCGCAGGGGCCCUGGUAUAGACCCAAGGUGUCUGCUCCAAAUCCAUUUCGAGAGGACAUGGCCAGGGAGAGGGUGAAGGCCAGAAGACCUGAGUCUACAGACCAGAUUAAGUCCUCUGUGGAAGCUAGUCGUUCAGAGGAUGGUGGCAGUCUGACAAAUAAAUCAGGGGACAUGGAGGUUGCAGCUUCUUCAGGUGAUGCUGAAAAUAGUGCGAUUGAAUCUGUAGAGGGUGAGAGUGCGGCAACUAACAUGACGGAGACUCCCAGUGAACAAUCUGGAGAAAGUGAAAAUGCUUUAUCAGUUUUGGAUGAAGUUAGAGGCGUGGGUGGCUCACUGCCAGACGUGACUGAAGCAGCAGCAGCAGCAGCAGCAGCAGCAGCAGCAGAGCCACAUGUUGAGGCACAGAGUCAUUUUUUAGCCCGGAGUCUCUCUGUGCCAGCCAUCACAUCUGCCCACUCUCAAAGUUCCUUCCUUUGUCUAACAGAGACCAAUGAAUCUGCCACAUCAAGCCAAAGUAAGCUGGCCUGCAAAGAGAAUCCUUUUGAUCGAAAACCUGCAAGGACCAGGUCAAAGACUUUCCAGGACCUCCCAUCUAGUCACCCCUCUUCUCCUGAACAUGGCUUCCCGCUCAUUAAGAGGAAGGUGCAGACGGACCAGUGUGUUUCUACAGAAGAGCUGCAGGCGGAGAUGGGAGAACUGGACAAACAGCUGUGGGCUCUGGAACAAAGAGGAGUCGAACUGGAGAGGAAACUGAGAGACUGCAAGAAAGGGUCCGUCCUCUUUCUAUCAGAUAAAGAGGAGGAACGGAUGCUAAUGGAGUGGUUCUCUGUCAUCCAUGAGAGACAGGCUCUGGUGCGCCGAGAUAAAGAGCUGGUUUAUCUGACAAAGCAGCAGAGAUUAGAGGAGCGGCAGGCAGAUGUGGAGUAUGAGUUCCGAUGUCUCUAUAAUAAACCUGAGAGCGACUGGAGUCAGGAGGAUCGAGGUCGAGAGCAGCAGCUGAUGGACGAGCUGGUCGACAUCAUCGAUCAGAGGAACCAGAUCAUCAGCAGCUUGGAUCAGGACAGGCAGAGGGAAAGAGAUGAAGACAGACUCCAGGAAGCAUCAAUGAAGGACAAAGAGCUCCAGAAGGAUAAACUAAAACAGCUAAAGAAGUCAAAAGGAAAGUUCAAGCCCACAAUAGUUUUUAAGAUACUGAACCAUAAAGCAGAGAGGACCAAGGACUCCAUGGACAAAAAGAGCUGACGUACCAUCAGGACUGCACAAAUGUUGUGUAGAUAAAAAAAAAAAACUCUCAUAGAAAAGAAGCUCAUUUAUACUUUAAGAUGAUAAAAGUGUUUAUAUUUCUUUUACCACAGGAGAGGAUCAUCAUAUGAAAGACUAAGGUUAAACUCAUGAGAAGCUCAGUAGCUGUAAUUUCUCUUUGCAAAUCAUUCAGUGUUAUCAGUUUACAUUUUCUCCUCUAUGUUUCUUUACUUGCCCUAUCUCAUAUAUUCAACCAAUAUUUAUAUUUCUUCAUUUUAUUACAUACCUGUAUUUGUUAAAGCAUGCAGUAAAUACUUAUUUGAGAGAGUUUCAUGUUUUGUCUUUGCAGAAGGGCUGUAUAUUUUAUGAUUAGCCAGCUUUUAACAUUUUUUGAGAUACUAGUUAUCUGCUAUGCUGAAAAAAGUGCAUUGAAAUUCAUUCAAAACAGAUGGGUAAAACCAAUGUCUGAGUUGUUUGAUGAAUAAGAACAUACUGCACUUCUCUUAACAUGUUAAUCAGUGUAGGUGUCAUUUCCAUUAUCAGUUUUAUUGUGUUUGCUCUAAUGUUAUGAUUUUUAGUCAUGAAUGAUGGAGAGAAGAGCUUGGAAAUCCUGAAAGAGCUGGCUGUAAUCUCUCUUUAUGUGGAUGUGUGCCUCCUGAGUUCCAUCGUGAUUUGCUCAAUGCAGUUUGCUCAAUGCAUAAAUACUGAGAAACGUCUGAAAAGACAGUUGAUCCUGGGUCAAACUUGAGGAAUUUUCUGAAAAGCAGAUUCAGAGAAUCCUGUUUGUUUGUUUGUUUGUUUGUUUGUUUGUUUUUUGUUUGUUUUGUUUGUUUGGCUAAAAUGCCUGCACAGAAGUAUAAAUAUUGUCUACACAGACUAAAUACCAUUGAAUGCAUCAGGUAUACUUGAAAAUGUGAGGUUAUGGAGAAAAAUAAAGACACACUACAGACGGCUUUUUUAAAAAAAAUUGCCAUAGUAACAUCAGUAA